Messenger RNA from Stylophora pistillata, 6069 nucleotides. RefSeq lists its product as uncharacterized. Lineage: Eukaryota; Metazoa; Cnidaria; Anthozoa; Scleractinia; Pocilloporidae. The record is from RefSeq and is a predicted model, not a curated record.
CGACAUUUCUGUCGCUUUCUGAGAAUACUGAAAAGUUUGAUUUGGUGCAUAGAUUAGUUUGUUUCGAAGUUCACAAAGAUGAAGCUUUGCCAGGUUAUUGCAAGCUAUGUUGUUCUAUUCUUACUCUGGGAAUCAGGCACAGAAGCAAGGGAAAUCCAUAUUUCAUCGAGUGGGAACGAUUCGUCAAACUGCUCUAGAAGCGAACCAUGCAAAACUCUGGAUCAUGGCUUCAUCGUCGCUUUAAAGUCCGACUCUGCACAGUUGAUAUUGGAUGGAGGAAGUUAUGUAUUGAAUAAGCCCCACAGUUUUAUGAAUAUGACUACGUUUGAUAUUAUUGGAACUGGUAACGUGAAAAUAACGUGUGGGGAUGCAAAUGUCAGUCUAUCGUUCGUUUUAUGCAAUAAUAUCAGCAUGGAGCGAGUCACGCUACAGAAAUGUGGUGGAUGGUAUAUGAGUACAUAUACUGCACACAAAUAUUUUCCUGAACUUCGAGGAGCCUUUUUCAAGACUGCUUUGUAUUUUCGAUAUUGUAGGAAUCUUCGAGUCUUUGAUGUGGAAAUCUCACAUUCUCCAGGACUAGGCGCAAAUUUGUACGACGUUGGAGGAAUCGUCAACUUCACUAACAGUGUGUUCGCCAACAACUCUGGCCUAGAUGAUGACGCUUAUGACAAAAAAAGUAAGUUUGUUCAUUCAGGGGGCGGAAUUUUCUUGAUGUUAAACCCGUACAUCAAUAAUACGUUGAACGUCUCCUCAGUAGAGCACGAUUCGUAUCAACACAACAACAACUAUCUGUUCUCAAAUUGUCACUUUCUCGGAAACACUGCACAGUGGGACGGGAAUGAAAUGCAAGAACUGUAUACACCAGCCCGUCCAUUUACUUCAGGAGGAGGAUUAGCUGUGUUUUUCGAGUCAAAUGCCAGUAAGUGUAGCGUGAAAAUCCAAGGAUGUAAAUUCAGGAAUAAUAAGGCUUCAUGGGGAGGUGGACUUCAAGUCGAAUUCAGAAAUUUCUCAGAAAACAAUACAGUGUUGAUCGAAAGCACUAUUUUUAGUGAUAAUUUCGCAGCCUCCGCUGGCGGAGGUAUCCGCAUCGGAAACUUAGCCCGUAAAUCAGGUGUACCAUUAACUCCAAAUCGUUUCUAUUUUGUUAACUGCUCGUUGACAAAAAACAGUGCCUUUUGGGGAGGCGGUGCAUCGAUUUUCGGGACCACUAUUCUUGGAGGGAACAACGAGGCCGGAAGGAGUCCGACUACUCAGUUUCACUACAGCAAUUGCAAAUGGCAAUACAACAACGGAAGUGUGGGAGCCGCCAUGGCAAUCUACCUUUACAAUUACAAUGAAGAUCAACUUGGACCGGAGACUCCAUUUCAUGUGCAAUUUGAUAACGGUACGUUGUUUGAAUCCAAUGAAGUUCGUGUCCAUAAACAGGACGUCACGACCGGACAAGGAUCUCUCUAUAGUUCGCAAGUGCCACUCAUCUUUAGAGAUUAUACAAAGUUUUCGAGCAAUCAAAAGUCUGCAGUAAUGUUGGAUGGAUCUUUCCUUGACGUUCAUGAUCAGGUAGAUUUUAUCAAUAACACUGGCUACAGAGGGGGAGCCAUAGCCAUGUAUGGACGGUCAAGAAUCAUUUUCUAUCCUAAGGCCAAUGUAAACUUUGAAGGAAACACUUGCGAUGAUAAAGGGGGUGCACUAUAUAUCCAAAUCCCGGGACCUCCGUUAGUAAGCUUCAACCAAACUGGUACCAACGUUUUCACUUGUUUCUUUGGUUAUGAAUCGAAAGUGGACUAUCAGAGAUGGAACGUAAAUAUCACCUUCAAAGACAACAAAUGCAGUGGUCUUUAUGCUGGCCAAUGCAAAGGGAAAUCUGUCUACGCCACAACGCUAAAAACCUGUUAUAGAGUGGGCGAAAAUCGCGCAAAUAACAGCGUGUUGAAAUGGAAGUUUGUAAAAUUUGAUACCAAUGUAUCAUUUGCGGUUUCAACGGAUCCUGUAGAAUUACUGUUUAAUGAAACCAACUGGAAUGUCGCCCCAGGUGAAUGGUUCGAUGCAGAUGUCAAACUGGGAGACGAGCUUUACAACGCUGUCCAAGGAAUUAUUCUUGUUACUACCCGCAAUCUUUCCCAUGGAACAGUUAGUAUUUAUAACCAGCCUUCUUGUUCCUUUCUAACAAAUGAUGCAGGAAAAAUCACACGCUUGUUUUUGAAGGGAUACGAAGGAAGCAUUUUCUCAUUGCAUCUAAGCUGUAUCGGAAAUCAACUUCUGCGUUAUGUGAUAAACAAAGUCAUGUUACGAAACUGCUACGACGGAUUGGUGUUUAAUAAGACAACGCCUCAAUGUCACUGUAUGAAAUCAACAACCAAGGGUGGCAGUGGUAUUUCGAGAUGCGAGAAAAGAAAGACCGUUUUUAUUAAGCGAGGGUUCUGGGCUGGCACGGUCUAUGAUAAAAACAAUAUGAAUAGCUUUUCAACUUAUAACUGUCCUGAAGGUUAUUGUGAUAAUACGUUAGAAUGGAAUUCGAAAGCAAGUGACUAUAAGUACGUAAAGAACCGCGUGUGUACGGACGGACGAGAUCCAAGCAGUGCACUCUGUGGGAAGUGCCUGGAAAAACACAGUGUUGUUAUUGGAGGUGAAGAGUGUUCAAGCACCUGCUCGAACUGGUGGUUGUUUCUCAUUAUCCCGUAUGGCGUUGGCUUCCUGCUUGUCGUUGUAGUUAUUAUGCUCAUCGAUCUGGAUGUUUUCACGGGAUAUUUCAAUGCCUGGCUCUACUCUUACCAAGUCAUGAAUCUCUUGGUGCCAGGUGACUUCAAAUUCAACGUUGUUAGCGAAUUUAUGAUUUAUCUCAGCAACAUUCGCAUUCGGGUUUCAGGCCUUAGCUUUUGUUUUGCUUCUGGUAUCGACGACGCAGACAAGCUAAUGAUAAUGUACGCCAUUCCAGUGUACGUCAUAGUGGUUGUGAUCAUAAUAGCGAAACUGGUCGGCGCUUACCCGCAGUGGUGUUUCAGCAGACGAGUCAGAGCCCCAUUCCGUGGCAUCUGCACCAUCUUUGUACUUUGUUAUACAGAUAUCACCAGCAUUUCCCUCAAGAUCCUCCGCUACGCUAACAUUGGAUCAAGAACUGUGCUUUACGUCAACGGUAACAUCGAUUAUUUGAAAGGAAAACAUCUUGGUUAUGGAAUUGUUGCCAUAUUGGUCAUAUUGCUAUUUGUGAUACCAAUCCCGACGAUUCUUUUAUUUCGCAGUUGCCUGACCAGACGUCUUCGUCCUGUCUUGAAUCUCAACCGCUGGAAUCCUUUUUUCAAUGCUUUUCAGAGCUGUUUCAAAGAUAAAUAUCGUUGGUGUGCGGCAUUCUACUUUAUCUGCCGUCUUAUUAUCCUAUUUAUUCACACGAUGAUAUCUCCGGGUCCUGCCAAAAGGCUUUUGUUGGAAGGUGUCUGCGUUUUGAUUGUUCUAUUCUUUGCAUUCCUCAAGCCCUACAAGGAAGCCGCCGACGUGGAGGAAGACGAAGAAAAUUACGAAUGGAUGAACAAAUCCGUUGUUGUGCUGUUGACAACUCUUGCGUUCAUUACCAUGGUCAGGUCCCCCCUUGAUUACAGCGGUUCUACAAACCAACCGGAGAUGGAAGUCCUCAAGAAAUUGCUCAACAUUCUGUCAUGCGUUCCAGCUGCAGUUCUGCUAGUAAUAGGUGCUACUAUUGUUUGGAAACGCCUAUGCCACAGUGACCCUGAAGACGAAUUACCACGGAUGUCCACCACGGAUAGCAGAGAAGCAACUCCGGUGCACACACCCGAAUCAUCUCUGACUCCACUUGGUGGAGUCAGCCGCAACACGAGCACUGAACACAGCAGCCUGCUCAGGAGGGCCCAAAAACCCUUGGCGAGAUAUGGCAGCCAAGACAGCCGCCACAGCUAUAAGACUGCUGAAGAAUGAAUAAACAUGGCACAUACAUGUUCGCCUAAUAGAAGAAGCUAUGGACUAAUGUUCAGUAAAUUACGGUAAUAACCUACAGCUCUAACUACUCUCAACGACUGACUCUGGAAAGCUGGUUUACUAACUUAAAACAGAUUCUCCUUAACAAAUGUCAACUUCUACCGGCACCAUACAAACGACUCAUUCACGACAUUAACAUUACAAACGAACCGACUUACACCACUUGAGUCUUACAGCCGAUAACAUUACGGCAAAACUGAACCGGACUAAGUACAUUCGACUGACAAACUAUUCACUUGACUCUGACGACGACUUCCGCACAGGUUGUGGAAACGUCAGUCAUCACCGUGUACGACACUUUCACAAAUUAGGAUAAAUUGAACAUUUACGAUUUUAAACAUUUUUAUUAGUUCUUAAUUUAGUAAGCAUACCAUCUUACCUGGUUUUUUCCUAAUUUCUAACUCCUUUUUUUCCAUUCAAAUAAGUUCUUAUUGCAUCAGCUUAACAGCUAAAAGCUUCAAUCUGAAGCGAAAUUACGUCUAGAUAUUUUUCCUCAGUGCAUUACGAUUGUUAAAAAAUGAUUUACUAUAUAGACUUAGCAAUCAGCUUUUUCAUGAAAAUUGAAGACAUUUUUUAGUUGCAAUACGCGUCAAGUGUUGUUCAGUUUGAAUGUAAUUUCACUUUUUCUCGAUCCUCCAUUGAGUAGGUCGAUCAGAUUUUCUAAAAUCAAUAUUACGGAGGAUUGCACUCAAAUAAGCUAUAAUCACAUAAACUGCAAACAAUAAUAAUGAUAAUAAUAAAACAAGCAAAUAAACCUUCUAAGAGAAAGUAACUUUCAAAUCAUCGAAAGAACUUCGUCACUAAAUGAGCUGUUUUUAUAACAUCGCAGUUUUCAAAUAACCUUCUUAAUAGUAUCGUUAGUUAACCUGAUUUCUAAACUAUAUUUCGUGCCCAGUAUAUUUCGAGCGAGAACGUCAGUGUGCAUAUCGAGCGUAUCGCAUUUCGAGCGUAUAUUUCGAGCGAGAACGCCAGUGCGCAUAAAUAAAAGCAAGCAAGCGGGCAUGUGGCGGUCGCGGUUUUCAGAGAAACAGCAGCAAAGCUUUUGCUUGCCAGGCUUGUGCCAGCUCGUUUUUCCGCUCGUGCUUACGUGCACUGACUAAGAGCUUGGAAUCACAGCAGGCUCACACCACAUCGCAGAAAUCAUCCGAAAUGAAUUAAAAUUCUAAUUGUUAACUGUCAGGUCUGUCAAGUUUUUUACAAAUUUACUCAGGUAAACAUUGUUCUUUAAAUUGAAAAGGGUGCCCAAGGUAAUAAGUCUUCCAAAUGAGCUUAGGAAACAACGUAGCAUCUCCUCUUUUAGGAAUGAUUUGAUGAAUUAUUUUCUAAAUUCUUAUGGAGACAUUGAUUCUUUUGAGGCUGUAUUAUAAUCUAGUUUUAUUGUAUUUAUAAUCUUUGAAUAGUUACACUGUUCGACUUGUUAGUUCUAUUUUUAAUCUCCAUGGCCUAGAAUGCAUUACUUAUCAACUUUAGUUUUGAGGGCCACUGGUUUAUCAGCGCAAGCUGUUAUGUGUAUACCCUCUUUAAAUAAAGUCGAUUAUUAUUAUUAUUAUUAUUAUUAUUAUUAAUAAAGAUUUCCGCUUCCUAGACAACCGUUAAAUCGCAUUAUUGUCCAAACGCACAAAGAAGAGUACAGAUAAUAAAGCGCGAAUCGAGUAAAAAUAUCACGAGAUAUUUGGAGAGUUGGUUAUUUUGUGCCGUUUAAAAAAAAACCUGUUCAACAAGUCGGCUGGGCGUGCUUCGCUUUUCCCGCCUUAUAAGAAAUGCAUAUUAAAUAAAGCAGUUGGAUGAUAAAUAACUUAUUCGACGUUUUAGUAUGUUGUAUCUCUGAGUAUUUUUACUCGUUGUUUGUAUUUUGACUCACUCCCAGGCCCAUCAAAAUACGCCACAACUCGUAAAAAUACUCAGCGAUACUUCACACCCAAACGCCCUGUAAGAUGUAUUUAUUACCUAACGGCGCACCACGUGCGAUAUUUGGACAGUUGGCUAUUUUGAACUGUAAAAAACCUGUUUAACCGGUCAGCUACACUUGCCACGCGUCUCUAUCUGCAUAGUUUUUCUCGCCUUUUAAAAAGAAAUUCGCUUUAA